Molecule: messenger RNA, 852 nt
Organism: Pseudomassariella vexata
Lineage: Eukaryota; Fungi; Ascomycota; Sordariomycetes; Amphisphaeriales; Pseudomassariaceae
Product: dienelactone hydrolase
Exons: 6
Coding region: 1-852 (283 amino acids)
Molecular function (GO): hydrolase activity
Source: RefSeq, a predicted model, not a curated record
AUGCUGUUCACGGAAAGCCAUGUGGAUGUGCAGACAAAGGCGGACGGGAAAGAGUCUACUAUGAGAAUCUUUCUUUUCCAUCCGACGAUCCCGCAGUACCCCAAUGCACGGUUCCCCGCUGUUGCAGUGUUCAGCGAGAUCUACCAGGUCACUGGUCCGGUUGCAAGAUUUGCUCGCCAGAUUGCCGGCCAAGGAUACAUCGUCGCUGCCCCUUCAUCAUACCAUGACUUUACCGGUCCUGAGCCGCUGGCGUACGAUGAUGAGGGUACAAACAAUGGAAACGACUGGAAGAUCAAGAAGACCCUCCAGUCAUACGACGAAGACUCCCACAAGACCGUGGACUACCUGCUGAGCCUUCCCACCUGUUCCGGACGCGUAGGGGUUACCGGGAUGUGCUUGGGAGGUCACCUGUCUCUUCGAGCAUCCCUCGACCCCCGCGUAAGCGCCUGCGUCGCCUUCUUCGGCACCGACAUCCACAGCCGCACCCUAGGCCCGUACGACAAAGCCAACACGUCGACCGAGGCCCCGCCCAACAGCAACCACACGCUGGACCGGCUCCACGAGAUCAAGGGCGAAGUCGCCAUGAUCUUCGGCAUCAAGGACACCCAUGUGCCGGGCCCCGGCCGCGACCUAAUCCGCCAGAAGCUGCGAGAUGCCGGCACCGUCUUUAGUUUCUACGAGUUCGCCUGGGCCCAGCAUGCCUUUGUCCGUGAUGAGUUGAGCAAGGGCCGCUAUGAUCCCGCCAUCACCAAGAUUUGCUUCGAGGUCUUGCUUGAGCUUUUUGGGAGAACGUUGAAGACGGAUUUGGGGACCAGGGAUGACACACCUGAGAAGAUUGAGCAUGUCUGCUAA